AUGGCAGUGCAUCAAGUGUUGCACCCCGACAUCCGAACACACGAGGCUGCCUUCGUUGAUAAGUGGUCUUCUGGCGACUUUCCUCACAAUGGCCAGUUUGAGGCUUUGAGUUACGUGUCGAACUACAGACUCACCCAGGGUUAUGACGUGAUCUCAUUUCGUGGAUGGCACUGCCACAUGAUUCGCCCGUUGGCGAAUCAGGAUGGGAGUCUAUGGCGGGCCAUACAAAACGGCAACGUGAGACCCAUGAUCAUUCGCCCGGCCCCUGCUGGCAUCCUCUACAUCAACCUUCAAGCCCGCCUCGAGGACGGAUUUGUCUGGCUUCAGGGCACCAUGCUGUCGGGCCGAGUGGCAUGGAAAGGGAGACAACUGGCCACCCUUGACAUCAGGAUGAGUACUGUCUCGGCGAGAGUCAGAACCGUUCUGUUGCGGCAGAACAUCAUCAGAUCGACCAACAAGGUGGUCUUCAUGGGACACACACGCAUCCUGAGCAAGACGGCGAAGCUGUGGUCCCCACAUGUGAAGAAGUCGCAAAUACCAGAAGCAGAUGACACGGCUCGCCAACAUGUCUUGACGGCACAGCUGCACAGCUUGGAGCAGCAGCUCAAGGCGAUGGACUUGGGCAACGAAGACAUGCUGAUCACCAUCGUAUCCGAGAAGAUUGCAAAAGCAGCUGCUAGCAAGAGGACGAAGAAAUGCACUCAAGAACUGCCUGAUGUUGCUCCGUUCCUCUCGGAAGACGAUGUCAGUUGCCUGAGCAAUCCCGAUCUGAACGUUCUCGCAAAGGUCACACGGCUGAGCAUGGUGUUCUCUCGAGUGGGGUGCAGCAACCCAACCGAGCAGUCAUGCGGGAGGGCCAUCAGCUUCCUCAAGCAACACAUGCAGGUAGCAGAAUUGGGGGAGCCGGGCGAGUUCUUGAAGUCUGUUCAAGACUUUAAGGCGGCAUUGAAAGGACAUGUGAAGAAGAUGCUGCCUGCUUCAGUGCAUGUCCAGACAUUCAGCACUCCCGACCAGUUGCCAAAGGACCUGGCCGAACGUUGCUUCAAAGACAGCCCUCAGGCUUCGGUGCGAAGUGGCCCAGUGGGCAUCACUGGACCCGUGAGGAAGUCGCACAAGAGUGUUUCGCCUUCCACUUCUGCCAGCUCGUGGCAGCAUCAGCCGGGCAUGUUCCCGAGUCAUAUGUUGCCGAGUCAUGUGCCGCUGUUGCCGAGUCAUGGGCAGCAGUUUAUGACGAUGCAGCAGAUGAUGCAGGCAUACAAUCAUAUGCAGCAGCAGUGGAUGGCACCACCAACCCCGAAGUCCCAAGGCUUGCCGAACCUCGUUCUGUUCAAUCAACCGGGGCGGGGCAAGGACAUCGAUCGGAGCCGCAAGGACAUCAAUCAGAUCCGCAUGGCCGAGCAAGCUGAUGCAAUGCUGGCGGCAUGGGAGAGUCGCAAGCUGGAAUCGGACAAGGGCCCGGCCAUGAAGAAGCCGUCUGCUGCCGAUGCCGCAGUGGGGCACGGGAAUCCGAAGGCCAAGGCCAUGCCCUCGAAGGAGGUGAUGCAAACGAUGAGCAAAGAAGCUCCGUUGGCUAUGUUGGGCCGCAAGGCAUAUGUGUCACAACACGGCAUAGAGAGUGUGUUGACAGACUUAAAGAAGUCUGGGUUGCUUGCCGACGACGUUACAUCUUCCAGAAGCUCCAUCAAGCGAGCUCGGGAGGAGGACCUUGCAUCUCUUACCGGUGUUUAUGGGCCCUUGGUGCAGAAGAUGGAGGUCCCGGUGGAGGGCCAGUGCAACAAGACGGUGACGGUGCCAUACAUCCACCCGGCUGCCUUCCUGAAGCACAUCUUCAGUCUUGCUCCGUUGUGGGAAUUUCUGCGACAGGAGGUGUUGCCACACAAGGAGACACCAUCCUAUGCUCGGCCAUGGGGUCUCAUUUUCUAUGCUGAUGAAGUGACCCCUGGCAACACACUCAAAGCCAACAAUUCCCGCAAAAUCCAAUGUGUAUACUGGAGUAUAUCCGAACUUGGAAGUCGCGGUUUGGCGUCUGAGGCAUUAUGGUUUCCACUAACCUGCCUACGGUCGCACCAUUGUUCUUCCAUCGGCGGGUUGACGUGUUUGUGGCGACUCAUGCUUCGACUGUUUUUCACAGAUCACGACAUGCGAAAAGGCAUGGUGGUGGACACUCCGGAAGGAGACCAUUUCCCCAUCUUCUUGGACUUGAAGAUCUUAGUCGCAGAUGAAGCGGCCAUUAAGCAGUCCAUCGAGGGAAAAGGUGCCUCAGGCACCGUCUUCUGCUGCCGAUGCAGCAAUGUCGUUGCUGCCAGAAGCACGGUGAGUGACAUGCGAUCUGAGUUCGUGUCCAGCUUGUGCACUGAUUAUUCGAAAUUUCGUUUACACACCAAUGCCACGACUCGGGAUUUCCUGGCAUUCUUGGAUGCACAGCAUGGCACUGUUAGCAAAGCACAGUUCGAGGCCUUGGAAACAGCCCUGGGAUUCAAUCUGCGAGUGCACGGGUUGCUCAUGGAUGACAUCAUAGGACACAAGGUGCCUGAGGCCAUAAUGUUCGAUUUUUUUCACAUCUACCUCGUCCAUGGCAUCGUUGGAAAUGAAUUGGGCUGCUUCUUUGCCGAGCUUCGCGAUGCAGGUUUCGGCGAGGAUCGACUCAUGGAUUUUGUGUCCAGCUUUCGGUGGCCGAAGCAGUUCGCUUCACCCGAUGCAAAAAGAGUUUUUGCAAAACGGGAAAAGAAAACAUCUCCUGUGAAGGCUGAGGCUUCUGAGCUCCUCAAUGCUCUUCCUGUUUUGCGAAUCUUUAUCUUGAAGUUUGUCAUGACAACAGCGAUCAGCCCGGGCACGGUCCAGGCAUGCAUGUGCUUCCUGAUGCUGUGCAAGGUCGUAGACAUGCUUCAUGAUGCUGUGCGAGGACGUGCUGUUGACCCGGCGGUCCUUCACGACACGAUCGUGAAACAUUCGAACUGCUUGCUAGAGACCUAUGGCCAAGAUAUAUGGGUUCCAAAGAACCAUAUGUCACUUCAUCUAGGUGAAUUUCUUGCAAAGUUUGGCCACUUGGUGUGGUGCUUCACCCACGAGCGAAAACACAAAGUCGUCAAGCGGUUUGCGAACCAAAAGCUGGAUGGCUCCAGGGGCUUCGAGGAGAGUGUCCUGAAGGAUGUCUUGGCAGUGCAGUUGAACUGCAUAUCUGCAGAGCUUCCAUCCUCAAAGGUGCGGCUUAUGAACCCCAAGCCGGCCCCGAAGAAGCUCGUUGAUCUCGUGGGCCAGGUCAUGCCAUUUGCAACGGGGCCCAUUUUGCAUGAUUUGCGGGCCAUGCAUGCCGGCGGGUUCGUUUGCACAAAAGGUGAUAUCGUCGCUUUGGAUGCUACGACUGUGGGUCUAGUGCAGUUUCACUUCCAAGCUGCAGGCCAAGUCUGGACUUGUGUCACACCAUGGAAGCAUGUGUACGAGCACAUGUUUGAAUGCACAGACCUCGACCCCUUUAUCACGACAACGGACAGCAUCAAAUCGUGCUGCAUCUAUUCGGAGAAGGAUGGCAAAGCGAUCGUUUUGGUCUAG
Molecule: messenger RNA, 3549 nt
Organism: Symbiodinium sp. CCMP2592
Lineage: Eukaryota; Dinophyceae; Suessiales; Symbiodiniaceae
Source: the annotation of a GenBank genome assembly